AAAGAGCAUGGGACCCCGCAAAUGCAUGAUUUAAUUCGGUUGAUGGGUAAGGAUGUUGUUAAUCAAGAAUGCCCCGAUGAUCCUGGGAAACGCAGUAGAUUAUGGAUUUUUGAAGAUGUCGUGGAAAUUCUAUGUGAAGACACGGGAACGAAUGCAAUAAAGGCCAUAGUAUUGGACUUCCCAAAGUCAGAAGACAUAACUAUCAGCCCCGAUGCUUUCACAAACAUGAAAAGAUUGAGAAUGCUCAUUUUGCCCGAAGUGCAUAUCUCUUCACAAGGUCCCGUACGUCUCCCUAACGAGCUAAGAUGGCUUAAAUGGCCCAAUGCGCCAAAUCUAGAAUUUGGCUCUGGUCCUAAGAAGCUUGCACGACUUGAUGUUCACGUAAGUCGUAUCAAACAAUUAGGUGGCCAGCUUAAGAAUUUUAGAAAGUUGAAGUCCAUAAAUUUCGGUGAAUGCAAGUCCCUCGCUAGCGUUCCCGACCUUUCGUAGGCUCCAAAUCCGGAGAGCUUGAAUCUUGAUGGGUGCAAAAGCUUGGUGGAGGUUCAUCAAUCGGUCGGAUAUCUUAACAAGUUAAGGUUUUUCUCGCUGGAAGUGUGCUC
Molecule: messenger RNA, 599 nt
Organism: Rhodamnia argentea
Lineage: Eukaryota; Viridiplantae; Streptophyta; Magnoliopsida; Myrtales; Myrtaceae
Product: disease resistance protein RPP2B-like
Exons: 3
Coding region: 22-489 (155 amino acids)
Biological process (GO): defense response
Source: RefSeq, a predicted model, not a curated record